Trichechus manatus latirostris (Florida manatee) is the source of this 3537-nucleotide messenger RNA. RefSeq names its product general transcription factor IIF subunit 2 (gene GTF2F2). Gene Ontology annotation, cellular component: transcription factor TFIIF complex. The record is from RefSeq and is a predicted model, not a curated record. Gene Ontology annotation, biological process: transcription by RNA polymerase II; transcription initiation at RNA polymerase II promoter. The coding region runs from base 2460 to 3170 and encodes 236 amino acids. NCBI's taxonomy places the organism in Eukaryota, Metazoa, Chordata, Mammalia, Sirenia, Trichechidae. The transcript has 8 exons.
CCCGCUCGCGCUCGCUCUAAUAGAAAUAGUUUAAGUGGCUUCCAAUCGUCCAGCUCCGUACGGCUUUUAAAGUUCUUUUACGGCCAUCUCAUUAGAGUUUCAAGUACCUUGAGGAGUAUGGUCAUUGUUAUGCCAGUUUGCAGUUGAGAACAUUAACUUAGGGACGCUGAGUGUCUUUCAGCCAGUUAAGAGUCCAAGCUUGCGUGGAAUGAAUCUGUUCCCCACGACCUGACUUGCCCUGGUCCCUUGUCUUGGUGUUCUCGAUUUGAGCGGUGCAUUUUACCCCGCACCAAAGAAUUCCUCCAUUUUGUUGAAACGGAUUUUAGUCUUGAGGGUAUACCGAAGAAUCUACUUUCUCAGCCAGAAAGUAGAACUGGGCCUUGCGUACCCUCAAAAUGUUCGCUUUGGUUGAUAACCCUUAAUGGAGCUCUCAGAAGAGUUCUGAACGAGUGGGAGAAGAGGCAGCUAGACUGUUGUUUUAGAGCAAGGUUAGGUCUGUUGAAACUGACCGUCAGUAAGUGUUUUAUGUAAAGACUGUUUAGUAUUUCGUCAGUUUCAUUUGCAAUGUUGGUUAGCACAGUGUUUGUGUUGACUUUUUUGUAUUGGGGAGUGUUGUUUCUAGAGAAAAGUUUCGUAAGACAUUUGCAUGUUCAAAAUGUGAUCAUGACAGUCUUUGAACCUCAGAUAAAAUGUAGGGAUCUUUGGUUUGUUAAUACUUUAGUUUACUGUCUUGUCAUAUGGCUGAGUCCUCAUCAUUUAAACCUUAGAGAGGUCCUUCCUGUCCGCUCCUCUAAAAUAGCUCCUUUAUGGUGAUUUGCUAGCACGUCAAACUUUUAUUAUAUUAUUCAAAGCACUUGUCUGAACCUAAAGUGAUUCUGUAUUCGUGUGUUCAGUGUUGAUUACUCCCCACCCCCUAAUCACAUUCCAUGAGAACAGGACCCACAGUAGCGUUUGGCACAUUGGUAAUUGUGCAACAGAUACUUGACUGAAUUCAUGAUCUCAUCCUUCAACUUCAGCCUUAGUCUGUGGCACUCGUUUGACUGAUCUCACAGCCACAUCAGCAUGACUUAAAAGGAUGUCGUAAAUGGGUGUCUUUCACUCCCAACUGCAUGCUAAACGAAAGAGGUUGAUUAAGGAGAUAAUCUCCUUUGUAGGCUAAAGAAAAGAGCUUGAAAAAGGGGAGGACUUGAGAUGAUGCCUUUAUGCUUGGAGCACAGUAAAUGUGCAAUAAAUGUUGUUUGCCUUAAGGGAUUUGGAUGGGUGGAUAGAGCUAUAGCGUAGUAUUCCAUAGACCGAAAAACUUAUUGCCAGUAAGUCAAUUCCAACUCAUAGGGACCCUAUAGGAGUGGAGCAGAAAUAUAAGACCGUAUAGUAUAAUAUUAUAAUAUAAUAGCAUAUUAACAUGAUGUGUUGUGGAAACAAAGAGGAGACUAUUAUGCAUAAAGCAGAUAGUUUGUGUAAAAAAAGCUUGGGACCAUAUACCCAAAUUGUCAUAUUGUGAAAUGGAGAUGUCUUAUGUUUAAACCAGUUGCUGUUGAGUAGAUUCUGUCUUUAGUCUGUAGAAAAUGGAGAGUUUUGAAUAAGGCAGGGAUGCAUAAGAUUAUUUUAGAAAGAAAAGAAACUUGGCUGUAUACAGUAUGAAUAGAGGGUAACGGUGACCAGAGUCAGAAUUAGAGUUAUUGCACUAGCAUACAUGUGUAUGAGAUGAUGAAGUCUGAAGAGUUAGGGAAACGUUUUCAGUAAAAAUUGUCAAGAUUUGGUGACUAUCUUCGUUGGGGUACUUUAGAGAAACAGAACCAGACAUAUACACGUACGUGUAGAGAGACAGAGAUUGAUUUAGUUCAAGGAAUUGGCUCACAUGAUUGUGGGGGGCUGGCAAGAUCUGUUGGUCCGGCAACAUGCUGAAGACUCUUGCACAUCACCAGAUGUGUAUGUAGGGCAGGCAUUAAGAAGAGUGAAGAGUAGGAGUGUUCAUGUGUAUUUAUAGUAUGGAAGAGUAGAACUUUCCCUAGGGAAACUCCCCUUUUGCUUUGUAGGUCUUCAACUGAUUGACUGAGGCCUGCCCACAUUAUAGAAGGUAAUCUGCUUUACUUCAGGCCACCAUGUGUAGUGUAAUUUAACCACGUGUAAUUUAUAACAGCAACUAGUCUAGUGUUUUACCAAACAACUGGGUACCAUAGCCUAGCCAAGUUGACCCUUAAAGUUAACGAUCACUUUGAAUAAAUGAGAAUGUGAAUGUAAUGAAUCUCAGAUUGAAGAAGUUAAAAGAAUUUUGGUUUAUGCCCUGUAUAUGCCCAUUUGAAUACAUUUUAUCUCUUAAACAACAACAAAAAAACUGAACUCAAGCCUAUGAUUUGUUCUAAUUGAUUAUUUUUUUUUUUGUUAGAUCAUUGCUUCCUGGUAUCAGCUUGGUGUACAGUAUUUCUUUUUUUUCCUAAUCUUAUUUAUCAAGGAAUUGAAUGGACUUGCAAAUACGACUUUCCUGGGUUCCUAAAUACUUGUCACAGCAAUGGGCCAAAGCCCCUGGAAGAGGCGAAGUUGGGAAACUGCGGAUUGCCAAGACUCAAGGAAGAACCGAGGUGUCAUUUACUUUGAAUGAAGAUCUUGCAAAUAUUCAUGAUAUUGGCGGAAAACCAGCUUCAGUCAGCGCUCCUAGAGAACAUCCGUUUGUCUUGCAAAGUGUCGGAGGACAGACAUUAACAGUAUUUACUGAGAGCUCAUCAGAUAAACUUUCAUUGGAAGGAAUAGUGGUCCAAAGAGCUGAAUGCCGACCUGCUGCCAGUGAAAACUACAUGAGAUUAAAGAGAUUGCAAAUAGAAGAAUCUUCUAAGCCUGUAAGACUGUCACAACAGCUGGACAAAGUUGUAACCACCAAUUACAAACCUGUUGCUAAUCAUCAAUACAAUAUUGAAUAUGAAAGGAAAAAGAAAGAAGAUGGAAAGCGAGCUCGAGCUGAUAAACAACAUGUUUUAGACAUGCUGUUUUCAGCUUUUGAGAAGCAUCAAUAUUAUAAUCUUAAGGACUUGGUGGACAUCACAAAACAGCCUGUGAUGUACCUGAAGGAAAUCUUAAGAGAAAUUGGUAUUCAAAAUGUAAAAGGGACCCACAAAAACACAUGGGAGCUGAAGCCAGAAUACAGACAUUAUCAAGGAGAAGAAAAGAGUGAUUGAGAAGACUCUUUGCCAGCGCGCUAAGGAACAACUAAGGGAUGCUCCUGUACUGGCCUUGAGACUCGAAUACUUGAGCACCAUCUAGUAAUAGGGGUUAAAUGACUGGUUCCUUAAUUUUUCUAGCUAAAUUUUUUAAACCAGUAAUUCUUGUAAAGUUUCCUAAGUGUUUUUUGAGAAGAAAGAACAAAUUUAUUUAUAGGCUUUAUUAAACCAGAAUAUUCAUGAUGGGAAUAGAGGUUGUGGAAUUAAGGGAGUGUUUCUUUUAAAGUAUUAACUUUUAAACUGUAAAAUUAGGAGAUGUUUUCUAAUUGAGGACUCUUUUCACUGUAUCUCUGGGGAGCUGAAGUAAUACAGAUCCAGGGUGAAU